CUACACAAAAACUCCGUGCAUGUGUUGUGUCAGACCGCUUGCUCAUUUUUAUACACACCAGUGUCAGCUCAAGCUUUCUCACACAUGCACUCCCGCUCCCUCGCUGGUGAAGACAGAGACAGCUGAUGGCGACAAAGGUUCUCUCUUUCCGCAAUCCACACUCUAACUUCAGACGGUCACAUAUGUCUUUCCGCCAAAUCACAACCUCGAACUCAACGACCACCUCACUACCUUGUGAUACAUCAUCAUUCACUUCUUAUAGAGCCCAAACCUUUCUAUCUCCUCCUUUAAAACCUUGUUCGAUUCGCACUGUAACGGCUGGGUCCCACUCCAAUCUACCUCUCAUUUCUCCUAAUGACCACUGGGGUACCUGGACCGCUCUCUUUGCCACCGGCGCUUUCGGUUUAUGUUGUUAUCCUUUUUUUUGUAUUGCAGUUGCAACAACAAUUGGAACAGCAGUAGCAUAUGUGUUGGUGCCAAUGCGAUCACCUGGUCAGGAUAGUUGGAAAAUAGCAGCUGCACUCAUGGGCAGACACAUUGGUGGUGCUGUCAAUUACGUUGCCAUUUCUGAAGCCCUUGGUGUUUCUCCAUCAGUUUUAGCUGCUGGAUUAGCUGCAGAUAAUGUUAUUUGUGCUGCAUAUUUUACGACAUUGUUUGCAUUAGCUUCUAAAAUCCCCGAGACUUCCAAGUCGACCAAUGAUGCUGCAACAGAGGUGGAAUCCGAGUCUGGCAACAAACUGCCUGUGCUACAAAUGGCUACGGCGCUUGCUGCAUCAUUUGUCAUCUGUAAGACUGGCACUUAUAUCACAAAGUAUUUUCGAAUCCAAGGGGGCAGCCUCCCAGCCAUAACAGCGAUUGUUGUUAUUCUAGCCACGGCACUUCCAAAACAGUUUGGUUAUCUUGCACCACCCGGUGAGGCUAUGGCUUUGUUACUCAUGCAGAAACAGGUAUUUUUUACUGUGAUUGGUGCUAGUGGGAGUAUAUGGAAUGUCAUAAACACGGCACCGAGUAUUUUUAUGUUUUCUCUAGUCCAAAUAGCAGUUCAUCUUGCCGUGAUCAUUGGAUUAGGAAAGCUAUUUCGCUUUGAUUUAAGGUUGUUACUUGAUGCCAACGUUGGAGGUCCUACGACUGCGUGCGGAAUGGCCACGGCAAAAGGUUGGAGUUCUUUGGUUGUUCCUGGCAUUCUAGCUGGCAUUUUUGGAAUUGCCAUUGCAACUUUUCUUGGCAUUGCAUUUGGGGUGACAGUUUUAAAAUUGAUGUAAACUUAAAAACUUCUUUUGUAUAAUAUGUAACCAAUAUUGUAAACUCCAUUAUAUGCAGCAAGUGAAACCCACCGUUUAAGAGCUCAUAUUGCAAUUGAGUCAUUCUUCCUCAUGAUUACUAAUGAUGGUGCUUGCUGAUGAACUGUUCUUAUUCAUAUACACAAGCACAAUAAUUUCACUUACCAAAUGCUUA
Molecule: messenger RNA, 1455 nt
Organism: Juglans microcarpa x Juglans regia
Lineage: Eukaryota; Viridiplantae; Streptophyta; Magnoliopsida; Fagales; Juglandaceae
Source: RefSeq, a predicted model, not a curated record